Molecule: messenger RNA, 1512 nt
Organism: Aspergillus alliaceus
Lineage: Eukaryota; Fungi; Ascomycota; Eurotiomycetes; Eurotiales; Aspergillaceae
Product: RTC4 family protein
Exons: 2
Coding region: 1-1512 (503 amino acids)
Source: RefSeq, a predicted model, not a curated record
AUGGUCAGCACCCUCCGGCCGAAGCCCGAUUCGAGCUUCGCAUCCAACCGCCUAACAACGAACAAUUUCCACGGAAAACAUCUCCUUUCUACUUUCAGAGAACAAGAAAAAAGUUCCGAGCUAGUCAUUAAACCCGAACCCGCGACAGACGAUGAGCCUGUUAGCUCCAGCGACGAAGAAGAGAUUAAGAGCAACGCCAGCCUAAAUGAGGCUCUCGACAACGAGAGCACGCCUCGUCGAUCAGGGCCGACCCUCGAAGAAAAACUAGCGGGGAGCUCCCAGGGAAGUGGAAGAUUGUCACAAACUCCGCGAACGAAGAAGGGGAUAGAAAGCCCAAGGCCCCAACGCUCGAGCCGUAAAAGGAUAAUGAACGAUGCGGCUCCUAUAAAGGGUGGAAGUGACAACGGCGACCCCUUUUCGGAGUGUGGAUGGUCCUCCCAACCUCAGAAGAGACACAAGGCCGCUGAUUAUGGAUCCAAGAAAAAGCGCAAUUCAGAUAUCUAUAUGAGGACGCCGAGUUCCAGUAUGACACCUUUACGCACGGAUUCCCCUGACCGUAAGCCGAAGUCGGCAGGCAAUUCACCGCAUACUGCGAAGAAAACGAAGGAUGAUGGAUUUAAGGUCCCGAAAGAUUACCACGUUGCCAGCCCGUCGUGUAAACCACGCUCGUCCCCCGAGUUCAAGGCUCCUCCUUUGCCGAACGAUACAUUCUCUAGUUCCUCCUUUGCUCCUUCCUCCGCUCGAGAGCCUGCAGUCUUCGACAUCGAUGAUGGGGAUGCCUCUCCUCUCAGUUCUCCGCCUAGCUCGCUAUCUUCUACUGGUUUAGAGGACAUGUUUGACGAUGUGGGCGACUUGCCGAAGCCGAAGCCGAAGCAGUCUCUGUGCCCUUGGUGUAAAGAAACUGUAGAUCCGGAACUCCUGUUACGGUUCCAGUCCCAGCCGAAACAGCGCCUUCGGGAGCAGCAGCGGUUCUGCGAUUCUCAUAAGCAGGCCACAGCCCAGAAAGAGUGGCAGGACAAGGGCUACCCGACUAUCGAUUGGGAUACGUUCGAUGAUCGGAUCCGUGGAUAUUUCGACGACCUUGAGACUCUUCUGGUUCCAGAUAGCCAGUCAUACUACCGAAACAUGCUGGAUUCCACAUUGAAGUCGGGCAAGGCCAAGAACUUCCGCCUGACGCUAGAGGGAGAUGGUCUGGAGACAAUCUCUUGUGGUUAUUACGGUACUCGAGGUGCUGGUAAAAUGUUGCAAGCUUUAACCGUGCGCUUCUCUCGUAAAUUGCGCCGCCUGGCAGUCAGCGACCACAUUGUCAAGUUGGCUGGGGUUGUCGGUUAUGCACAAGCAGUGCUCGUGCCUGAAUUGGCAGUCCGACUCGUCAAGGAUGAUAUGGAGGUGAACGAUGAUACUGCCCGGCAGAUCUUGCGCGACAGUAUUGAUAUUGGCGAGAGGUUGAAUUUCGAGUUGAACGACAAGGUUCCGAUGCCUAAAGAACCCGAACUUUCGACUUAUGUCUAG